Messenger RNA from Lineus longissimus, 2178 nucleotides. RefSeq names its product kelch-like protein 13. The record is from RefSeq and is a predicted model, not a curated record. The coding region runs from base 107 to 1900 and encodes 597 amino acids. The transcript is spliced from 2 exons. NCBI's taxonomy places the organism in Eukaryota, Metazoa, Nemertea, Pilidiophora, Heteronemertea, Lineidae. Gene Ontology annotation, molecular function: protein binding.
UCAGCAAAAAUAUUGUGUCGACGAAAGCAACAAAAAUAGCAUAAAAAAGCCGAAACUAUUCAAGAUUAUCGAUAUUUGAUGAAUUCGUUUGGAUGACUGUUACAAGAUGUCUGAGAUGAUGGAUGAAUGUGAUGAACCAAGCGUUGUAUCCGAAAAAAUUCUGGAGUUGAAAACCGAAGAUCAUGGUAGCCAUGUCUUAGUUCAUCUGCAAUCAUUCUAUGAUGAUGGCACCAUGUGUGAUGUCACUUUACGAGCAGGAGAUUAUUCUGUCCGUGCACACAAAAUCGUCUUGGCCGCUAAUAGUGAUUACUUCCAAGCCAUGUUUUCCGGCAAUUGGACAGAAACAGGAACCAGUGAAAUUGUUCUUCACGGUUUAACGCCAUCUGGAUUGAAGUCAGUUAUUCAAUUCUGCUAUUUUGGAAAACUGCUUGUGAGUUUUGAUAACAUCUCAGAAAUAGUUUCUGCUGUUCACCACUGUCAGCUUGUCAAGGCGUAUGAGCUGAUAGAGGAAUAUCUGAGUGAGGAAGUCAAUAUAACAAACUUCUUCGACUUAUUGAAGCUGGCAGAUGAUUUCAGCUUGGACAUAUUGCUGGCAAAUUUGGUGACUUUUGCUGUAGAACAAUUCAUGCCAUCUGAAAUGUUUCAUGGUGGUUUCUUGACCUGCCUGCAUCGUAUGGAUGCCACUUUCUUUCCUCUGGUCAUCAAGGAAUGGAAGUUGGCUGAUUCUGGCUUUGGAUUCUUUGCAGCGAUUGAGUUGCUGAUGAAAUGGGUGCAGUUUGAUUUGGAAGAAAGAGAAAAAUAUCUCCCAAAACUUUUCCAAAUUCUUCGGGGAAAAGUUGGUGAAGUUAAAAUUCCAGAAGUACGAGACGUGGUGAACUAUUUCAACUUGACACUAGAGGAGAGGAAUACGAAAAAUGAAACCAACUUGGGCUUUGUUACGUUUAUGUAUGGUGAUGAUCCAGCAGUUUAUAAUGAAGAAACAAACUCUUGGAAUGUUCUGGCAAACAUCCCUGGUCCAGAACUCCAGUUUGAUUCAUUUGGUGUAACAGUAUUGGAGAACUGUCUGUAUGUUUGUGGUGGUUUCACUGAAGAUCCAUGUCAAGUGGCGGAGGACAGGUGUCACCAGUAUGACCCUGUGUUAGAGCGGUGGCUGCCAAUAUCACGGUUACAAAAUGGCCGCAAGAUGUUCCCACUCGUUGCCUUGCAGGGUCAGCUGUAUGCACUUGGUGGUAUUGAUCAUCAUCAUUUCCCUAUGCGGGGUGUAGAGGUGUAUGACCCAGCAGACAAUACUUGGGCAGACAGUAUUUCAUUGCCUCUACCUCUUGCAUCCCAUGCUGCUACCGUACAUGGUGGAAAACUCUAUGUUAGCGGCGGGCAGUCUGAAUAUUUUGGAGAUGUUUUGGCCUGUUUACUCUGUUUCGAUCCUGUGACUAAAACAUGGGGUUAUAAGAAGAACAUGUUGUCUGCUCGCUGCAACCAUAUGCUUGUUGCUCACGGCGACCGACUCUACCAGCUUGGCGGUGAAAAAAGUGACUGCGUUGUGAGGGUUUGUUCUGCUGAGUACUAUGACAUAGCUUCCAAUAUGUGGACUGGACUGAAUAUAUUCCAGGAUGAUUUGAAUACAUACCCAUAUGGUGUUUGUGUGUGUAACAAUCUGUUCUACAUUUGGUUUGAAGUGAUGGUGCAUGUUCCGCAGCGCAAGGAUACCUUGUAUGUUGCUCAAUAUGAUCCAGAGAGUAGGACCAUUACAAAGCUCUAUGACCAACCAAGUUGGAUGGGAGUUGGGGCGAAGCAUUGGUGUCCUUUAAGGUUCCCCAAGUUUGUUGCUGAAUGUAUGCCCAGGUCCUCAUCAGUAAAAUGCAUACAGAGUGAACGGGUUGCAUUUAACAUGUUUGACUAAAACCAAAAUGAUUGUGUGAGUUAAGUUUAUUGUGAUGCAGUCGAUUUGGCGUAAAUAGUGCAACAACUGUUACAUGUAUUUGUCCAAGAACACGCCACAUGACUAAUGGACUAAUUCCACUGGAGCAAUACUGUACAUGUAUACCCAGUUCAUGUGACAGUCUCAUGUGUUGCCAGCGGUUUAAGUGGAUUACAUUUGUGGGCCGCAACCUCUACCUCUGUAUUGUUCAAAAUCACUUUACCAGUUUACAGUAUGAAAAUAAAAAUAUGACAUUAAUA